This is a messenger RNA of Diabrotica balteata, 2018 nucleotides long. Lineage: Eukaryota; Metazoa; Arthropoda; Insecta; Coleoptera; Chrysomelidae. The record is from the annotation of a GenBank genome assembly.
AUGUCCGAACAACACUUUGAUGAGUACGAACACUACAAUUUUGAACAUGAGAAGCAUAUGCCCAGUAGCCAUAGCGGCAAACAAAGAAGCAAGAAAGAAGCCAGCGAACACACCAACCAUUUUGACCCCUCUGGACAUUCUAGAAAAAUCGCCACCAAAUUAAUGAACUCAGAAGCCAAUAAGAAGAAAUCAGCAACAUUUUAUUUUCAGAAAAAAGUAAAAAAGGAGGAGGCAUUUUCAAGGCUAAAUAUUGCGAAAAUUAAUCAAAAUUGGCAUCAGAUACUAAGAAGAGCAAAAUGCCAGGAAAUGAAAGACAACGUUGAGCAUUUAAGGAAAUGGAUAGAAAGAGUGGUGCGGUAUAAAAAUCAAACAAUCUCAAGACUUGUUAAAGAGCUGGACGAAGCCGAAGAUGACUAUCUAAGCAACUAUACGUCGCAUUCAAAUCACAUCAAUAACAUCUUAGAGAAACAGCACAAUUACGUAGAUAAAUUGAAUAACCAAUAUCAGGACGACUUAAAUGAAUUACUGAGAUGCGCCGACAAAGAACAAAGUAAUAUUUUAGAAAAUGCAGAUGAAGAACGAAUGUACUUACAAACAAUUCUGUAUCGGCAAGAAUUAAAUGAGAAGGCUAUGAAAAAGGAGGCAGAUCUCUAUAUGCAAAAGUACUAUGAAGAUAAGCAAGAGCUGCAGUCGAAAAUAGAUAAGAUGCGACAAGCUCGAGAAGAGGUUUGCAGUCUCAUUUGGAAUGACAUCGACGCUACUGUGCAACGAUAUAUCGAACGAACAGAUCCAAGACGAAUGCAUCUUGCUGAGCUCAAGAUCCUUGAUUCCGAAACAGCAAUCGAAGUCAUUCAAAAUAAGGAACGAAUUCAACAAGAAGAGGCAUUAAAAGACCAGUUAAAGAAAGAACUAGAAGAGGUUCAACUUGCACAGGAACAACAAUUAACAACCCUCAACGAAGAACUAGACGUUUUACAAAAACAAUUUAACAACAUUCGUACCGCUCUUCAUCGUGAUUUACAACUCGACGACAAAAAAUUGAAGUUAUUAGUGGAAGCCGCUUCUAGCACCAAAAACUAUUUGGAAAAUCUACUUCGAAAAGGAAACGAUAUAUUGUUUCUUGUGGAGACUUGUAAGAAACUAGAAACUGAACGUGAAAAGUUGUCAAAAUGGUUUUCUAGUACUUCCAAGAAUGCGAAGAACGUGGAAAGUAGUUCUUUUGGACAGUAUUUGGAAGGUGUAGAUAAAAAUUCAGAGAGUAGCUCCGAUUCUGCGAAUAAUCAAUUGGAAUUAGAUCUCAACAAAAAAGAGACCAAAGAACAUGAAAAAGAGUCACCAGAAUCACAUAUAACCACUCUUCAACAUAUAACAGUCCAGGAUAAACCCAAUGAACUGGACACAUAUCCACAGACUUCACCACCAGAAACAGAGCCCUCAUAUUCAGGAUUUAUAGAUCAAUGUCUCAAACAAUUGGAGCCGAUGGAAAAUUUCUGGACUGGUUAUAAUAGAGCCGAAGUAGACUGUGCUGAAAUAAUGCAAGAAAAGAAACAACUCGAAUUAGAAAACAAGCAAAUGCGUGGAAUGAUACGGGCCAUCUUAGAAGCACAGGCAUUAUCAACUUCAAUUCCAAACAGUAAAGUUCCCACCCGUUUUCCUUCUAGAAGAAUCAGUGUUAGUUCGGCACCACUUCGAAGGUUGAUUUUUUAACUCGUGUUAAGUUCUGAACAUGUGUUCUUAGCUUGUUCUAGAUUAUUUUCAUUUUAGCAUUUCUUUAGUUUUGAUAUUUUGUUCACAAACAAUAUUAAAACCAUAAGAAUGUAUAAUACCUCCUCAGUUCUGGUCAUAAUGAAUCUAUCGAUGACUUAAAUUAUAUUUUCUUUUUAAAAUAUCAUUUUGACAGGGUUUCCACUAUUGGAAUAUUACCAGGAUUAACUGAGCAAUAAUAGCCCGUUGUUAAUUUUUGAGAUCUACUCGACAUUGCUAUGAAAUAAACAACUAUUUAUUAUAUUCAUGAUAGC